Messenger RNA from Brachypodium distachyon (stiff brome), 2066 nucleotides. Its product is annotated as probable receptor-like serine/threonine-protein kinase At5g57670. Gene Ontology annotation, molecular function: protein kinase activity; ATP binding. Bases 716 to 1873 code for a protein of 385 amino acids. NCBI's taxonomy places the organism in Eukaryota, Viridiplantae, Streptophyta, Magnoliopsida, Poales, Poaceae. The transcript has 7 exons. Gene Ontology annotation, biological process: protein phosphorylation. The record is from RefSeq and is a predicted model, not a curated record.
UUCUUCCAGGAACCCAGCUCCUCCAACCUCAUCACCCACCUUCAAUCUUGCGCCAAACGAGACUUAUUUUAGGGACGAAAAUGCUGUGUCAACCUCCCUCCGUCGAGGCGGCAUACAAGCCAUGAAAACUGUCCAUUCGCGGACACGCACACGCAGCCAAAGCCCGCUGCAUUCGUUGGCUCCCAGCCACAGCCAGCAAUCAGCGAUUCAGCGCUCAGCAGCAAACAAAGCCACCUGUGUGGAUCCGGAUCAUUCAGCAAGCAGCAGCAGGAGAGGAGGUUGGCACGCUUGCUUCCGUUGGCGGCCUGGGCCAGCAGCCAGCGCGCAUAUAAAAAGCCUUGCUCGAUCCUCUGCGCUUUGCCGUGCUGUUCUGUUCCCUGCCUGCUCUUCAGCCUCUUCUCGCCGAGGCACACUGGCAGGACAGUGACAUCGCUCGCUCGCUCCUCUGCUGCUCUUCCCUCGUGAGUACUUUGAGCGCACGCCACGGCGCAGGGGAGCAGUUACGGGUAGCUCUUUAGUCUUUACUGCUUCGAUCUUCCUUCGUGUGUGUGUCCAAUUUAAUGCCCCGCUGAAUGCCUGAAACGAAAUGGAGCAGUUUCGUUCCGAUGGCUUUGUGAGCUGCUGCUGCUGAGCCGCCAUUGAAUGCAGCCAUCGUUCCCGGCCCUCUCCUCCUUCUCUUGAGUCUUGACCUGGCUUUGGAAGGAAGAAGAAGGCGAUGAACUAUCUGAGGAGCCGGAGCCUGAAGCGGCUCCUGUCCCUCGGCCGCCGGAGCAACCCGGACGAGGAGUGCGCCGACGCCGACGCCGUCGCCGCCGAGCCGCCGCCGCCCAGCAAGCCCACGUGGCGGUGCUUCUCGUACGAGGAGGUCGACCAGGCCACCAAUGGCUUCCACCCAGACAACGUGGUGGGCCGGGGCGGGUACGGGGAGGUGUACUGCGGGAUCCUGGAGGACGGGCGCGCCGUGGCCGUGAAGCGCCUGGCGUCGUCCUCCGCGGCGGCGGCCGACGAGAAGAAGGAGAAGGACUUCCUCACGGAGCUCGGCACCGUGGGCCACGUGCGCCACCCCAACGUCUCCUGCCUCCUGGGCUGCUGCCUCGACCGGGGACUCCACCUCGUCUUCGAGUUCUCCACCCGCGGCUCCGUCUCCGCCAACCUCCACGACGAGAAGCGACCGGUGAUGACGUGGGCGCAGCGGCACGGGGUGGCGGUGGGCACGGCGAGGGGGCUCCGGUAUCUGCACAAGGGGUGCGCGCGGCGGAUUAUUCACCGGGACAUCAAGGCGUCCAACAUCCUUCUCGACGCGGACUACGAGCCCCAGAUUUCAGACUUCGGGCUCGCGAGGUGGCUGCCGUCGGAGUGGACGCACCACGCCAUCGCGCCCAUCGAGGGCACAUUCGGGUGUCUGGCGCCGGAGUACUUCACGCAUGGCAUCGUGGACGAGAAGACGGACGUGUUCGCCUUCGGCGUCUUCCUCCUCGAGCUCAUCUCCGGCCGGAAGCCCGUCGACGGCUCCCACAUGAGCCUCCUCGCAUGGGCCAAGCCUUACCUGAACGACGGCGUGGUGCAAGGGCUCGUGGACCCGCGGCUGGGCGACGCCUACGACGCCGGCCAGCUGAGGCGCCUCAUGUUCGUCGCCUCGCUCUGUGCCAGGUCCGCCGCCGCCUGGCGCCCCACCAUGACAGAGGUGCUGGAGCUACUGGAGUCCGGUGAGAUAUCGCAGGAACGGUGGCGGAUGCCCGAGGAAGCCGUGGAGGAUGAGUUCUGGGAUUUCGACGAUCUCGACGACUUCGACGAAGACGAUGACGACUACGACGACGAAUCGGAUACGCCCUCGAUAACUUCAUCAGCGUGCAGCAUCCACGCCAAUGAUUGAGCCCACUCCCAACAAAAAUGUUUUGCAGCUGUCAGUAGAUCGAUCGAAACGCACAUUUGGGUGAUUUUGUCUUAGGAAGAGAUACGAUCUCUCCUCGAGAUCUUAUCCGUGUACAUAAAGCAAGUCGAGAAAAAUAGAGAGAUCCAAUCCAUCAAUCAAUUAUUCAAGCCCAUGCAUACAGUUCCCAUUAUUA